AUGGCAUCAAUGGCUUCACUAGAUAUUUUCUCAGAAGGGGAGCAGUUCGAUCCCAAAAGGCUGCAAGAGAAAAUGCGGAUAAACAGGCAUGCAUUUUCUGGUGGACAAGAUUCAAUAGAGAAACAUAAAGAAUUUAGAGCAAAUCUCGAGCUUACAGGUGUUGAUAUGUUGAAUACAAUUGGCUACAUAUAUGCCAGAAAGUCAGCAAAAGAGCUACAGUCUUGGAGGCCACUUAGUUUGUGGCAUAUUGAUGAUGAAGAUGUGGAGGCGGCCUCAAAAGACCUCAGUCUACACAAAUAUAGAACAGAAGACUUUGAAUUUGGACAAGAGAUGAAGGAUAGGAGUGAUUCAAACACUGAUAGAGUGACUGCCUCGAUAUCUCUCAACGUGCUAACAACGGCAAUAGUCUCAUUGUUCUUGCUGAGGGAUGAGAAACUGGAUCCCUUGAGAUUUACCAUAGCCUUGUGGAUUGCCUUCUUCACCAUCUUCCUUGAGGUCAAGUAUUUCCUGACCUCAGUUGUGAGUGCUCCAGAUUCACCUCCUUGCGUUCUUCGCAUGAUCGAUUGA
Prunus armeniaca (apricot) is the source of this 567-nucleotide messenger RNA. The record is from the annotation of a GenBank genome assembly. NCBI's taxonomy places the organism in Eukaryota, Viridiplantae, Streptophyta, Magnoliopsida, Rosales, Rosaceae.